UGUAUUAUUGACAUCUAUAUUACGUUACGAAAUUAGGUGAAUGGAAAUAAACAAAUCAAAUUGUGUGAUACAUAAUACAAUAAAUUAUUUCAAUUAAUCCAUAGUGAUAAAAAUGUUGAUAAGGAAUUAAAUAAUAAAAAUGGCAGAAUUAAUAGCGAAUUUAAAACUGGUAAAAAAUAAAAUUACUAUUGCUUCUGCUAGAAGAUCACCAGAGUAUAAAUAUUUUGAACCACGUUUAGUAGCUGUGAGUAAAUUAAAACCAGUUGAAUUAAUUGUUGAUGCUUAUAAAGCUGGUCAAAGACAUUUUGGAGAAAAUUAUGUCAAUGAAUUAUUAGAAAAAGGAAACGAUCCAAUUAUUUUGGAAACAUGUACAAAUAUACAUUGGCAUUUUAUUGGCCAUCUUCAACGUAAUAAAGUAAAUAAGUUAUUAAGUGUUCCCAAUUUAUAUGUAAUUGAAUCAAUAGAUAAUGAAAAACUUGCAUCAGCAGUAAAUACUUCUUGGAUUAAUUAUAGGAAAGAUGAAAAUUUAAAAUUAAAAGUGAUGGUACAAGUUAAUACUAGUAAAGAACAAGAAAAGAAUGGUUGUGAAAUUACAAAUGUUUGUCCUCUUGUUCAGCAUAUUAUUGCUAAUUGUAAAAAUUUAGAAUUUAUAGGUCUUAUGACAAUAGGUAUGUUUGGAUAUGAUUACAGUAAAGAACCAAAUCCUGAUUUUUUAUGUUUAAAAGAAUGCAGAGAAAAUGUUUCAAAACAAUUAGAUAUUGAUUUAAAACAAAUUGAAUUAUCAAUGGGAAUGUCAAAUGAUUAUGAACAUGCGGUGGAAUUAGGAAGUACCAAUGUUAGAGUUGGUACUGCCAUAUUUGGAGAAAGACCAAAAAAGAAUAUUUAAUGAAAUUAUAUUUUCAUUGUAUAUUACGAUGUAUAGAAGUACGAAAAUAUACAUAAAAUAUAUCUUAAAUCAAUAGAAUGCUUUCUAUCUAAUGAUAGAGGAUGAGGAAAGACAAAUAUAUAUUGCUAUAUUCAUUUAGUUUCCAAUCGUGAAACUAUGUGACCGCUCAUACGAUUUGCAUACUUAUUCAUCGGAAAAUUAUCAAGAAAUCGAAAUUCUUACCUCAAAAUUGAAAAAAAAAAAAAUUCAAAAAAAAAAAAAAACUGCAUUUGCAA
Molecule: messenger RNA, 1161 nt
Organism: Apis mellifera (honey bee)
Lineage: Eukaryota; Metazoa; Arthropoda; Insecta; Hymenoptera; Apidae
Product: pyridoxal phosphate homeostasis protein
Exons: 4
Coding region: 140-886 (248 amino acids)
Cellular component (GO): intracellular anatomical structure
Molecular function (GO): pyridoxal phosphate binding
Source: RefSeq, a predicted model, not a curated record